CCGCGCGGCCGGUCGUAUUCCCAUGGCUUCCCGAUCCACCCCCGAUUUACAACAAAAAUUUAAUCGAUACUCAUUCAAUUAUAUUCAUAACGCGUUAAUCGGGUAGUUGUUGUGCCAAAUACUGCCGAUUCCCAACGAAGACUGUGAUUCGUGUUUGUGUUAUACAGCCUCAUGAUAUUUACCAAGCGACCACACGUAGCGUAAACAGAAUGAAACGAGUGAAAGCGUUUGUACUGGUAUUUCUCUUCGGACACCUUUCAGCACUGCCUGAUACGAUACGAAUAGGGGGCCUUUUCCACCCCGAGGACGACAAACAGGAGGUGGCGUUUCGCUACGCGGUGGAGAGGGUUAACGCGGACCGCGCGAUACUGCCGCGGGCGAAACUGUUGGCGCAGGUCGAGACGAUAUCCCCGCAGGACAGCUUCCAUGCUUCUAAAAGAGUAUGUCACCUGUUACGGAGCGGCGUGGCGGCCAUCUUUGGUCCUCAGUCGGCGCCGGCGGCAGCCCACGUCCAGUCCAUAUGUGACACCAUGGAGCUGCCCCACCUGGAGACGAGAUGGGACUACCGGACCAGACGGGAGUCGUGUCUCGUGAACCUGUACCCACAUCCGGCUGCGUUGAGUCGGGCGUACGUGGAUCUGGUGCGGGCUUGGGGCUGGAAGUCGUUCACGAUCGUGUACGAGAACAGCGAUGGUUUGGUGCGGCUUCAGGAGCUGCUGAAGGCUCACGGCCCAUCUGAACUGCCGGUGGCGGUGCGACAGCUGCCGGACUCGCACGACUAUAGGCCGCUGCUGAAACAGAUCAAGAACUCGGCGGAGUCCCACAUCGUGCUGGACUGCGCGACGGAGCGGAUCCGGGACGUCCUGCAGCAGGCUCAGCAGAUAGGCAUGAUGUCGGACUACCACAGCUACCUCAUUACAUCGUUGGAUUUGCACAGCGUCGACUUGGAGGAAUUCAAAUAUGGCGGCACGAACAUAACGGCAUUGAGGCUGCUGGAUCCUGAAAGGGCCGAGGUACAGAGGGUCGUCCGGGAUUGGGUCUACGAUGAGGCCAGAAAAGGACGGAAGCUGCAACUAGGCCAUACCUCAGCAAAGGAAAACAUGACGUUUAUAAAGACGGAGACAGCGCUAAUGUACGACGCGGUACACCUGUUCGCGAAGGCUCUACACGACCUGGACACGUCGCAACAAAUUGACGUCCGACCCUUGUCGUGCGAGGCCGAAGACACCUGGCCCCAUGGGUAUAGCCUCAUCAACUACAUGAAAAUCGUUGAGAUGAAGGGUCUGACGGGGGUGAUCAAGUUCGACCACCAGGGGUUCAGAAGUGACUUCACCUUGGACAUUAUUGAGCUGACACGAGACGGGCUGCAGAAAGCCGGCAUCUGGAACUCCUCUGAAGGCGUCAACUACACGAGGUCCUACGGUGACAACCAGAAACAGAUUGUGGAGAUCCUGCAGAACAAAACGCUUGUGGUUACGACUAUUCUUAGCGCGCCUUACUGCAUGAGAAAGGAGGCGAGCGAGAAGCUAACAGGGAACGCGCAGUACGAGGGCUACGCUAUCGACCUGAUCCAUCAGAUCUCCAACGUCCUGGGCUUCAACUAUACCUUCAAGCUGGCCCCAGACGGCCGGUACGGGUCCUACAAUAGAGAGACGAGAGAGUGGGACGGCAUGAUACGAGAACUGCUGGAACAGAGGGCAGAUAUCGCAAUAGCUGAUCUCACUAUUACUUAUGACAGGGAGCAAGUAGUGGACUUCACGAUGCCUUUCAUGAACCUGGGCAUCUCGGUGCUGUAUCGGAAACCGAUAAAGCAGCCGCCGAACCUAUUCUCAUUCCUGUCACCUCUGUCGCUCGAUGUAUGGAUCUACAUGGCCACGGCAUACUUGGGUGUCUCCGUUCUACUAUUUAUACUGGCCAGGUUUACUCCUUACGAAUGGCACCAAACACAUACGCCGGACGGUGAAAAGAUGGAAAACAUAUUUUCUCUCGCUAACUGCUUAUGGUUUGCGAUCGGAUCACUAAUGCAGCAAAGCUGUGAUUUCUUACCCAAGUUCAGCCCCUACGAGUGGGACAGCUCCCGGAACUGUCUAGAAGAGCCGCCGGUUCUGGAGAAUCAUUUCACACUGUUGAACUCGCUGUGGUUCACUAUCGGAUCCUUGAUGCAGCAAGGUUCGGAUAUCGCACCAAAAGCUGUGUCGACGCGUAUGGUCGCUGGGAUGUGGUGGUUUUUCACUUUGAUAAUGAUUUCGUCGUACACCGCCAACUUGGCCGCUUUCCUCACUGUGGAGAGAAUGGACUCGCCUAUAGAGAGCGCGGAGGACUUGGCUAAACAAACCAAGAUAAAGUACGGCGCGCUCAAAGGAGGUUCCACGGCUGCGUUCUUUAGGGAUUCAAACUUCUCGACAUAUCAGCGCAUGUGGUCGUUCAUGGAGUCAGCCAGGCCGUCUGUGUUUACCAGCAGCAACAAAGAAGGAGAAGAGAGGGUGAUGAGAGGAAAAGGGAGCUAUGCGUACCUGAUGGAAUCCACCACGAUAGAGUAUGUCGUCGAGCGGAACUGUGACCUCACACAGGUCGGAGGGAUGCUCGACUCCAAGGGAUACGGAAUCGCUAUGCCACCAAACUCGCCAUACCGAACCGCUAUAAGUGGGGCCGUGUUGAAGCUCCAAGAGGAGGGGAAACUACACAUAUUGAAGACCAGGUGGUGGAAAGAGAAGCGCGGCGGGGGCUCGUGCAGGGACGAGACGUCAAAGUCGUCGUCGACAGCGAACGAGUUGGGUCUGGCGAACGUGGGUGGGGUAUUCGUGGUCCUGAUGGGGGGAAUGGGGGUGGCGUGCGUCAUCGCCGUGUGCGAAUUUGUAUGGAAGUCCCGCAAAGUAGCUGUCGACGAACGGAAGGAGGAGGCAUCUCUCUGCUCGGAAAUGGCGUCUGAGCUCCGUUCUGCACUGAAGUGCCCCAGCGGUGCCAGUGCGGGGACAGGAGGCGGACGGGAGGGGGCGGACUCCCCCUACCUCCACUACGGCUUCAGCACCAAGAGCCAGCUCCACUAGCGCCCGAGCGACGCCUCCUCGCCCAGCGAUGUGUAGGCUGAUGAUGGACUGGACUAGAUGUAAAUAAACCAUAUCUUCGGUAACAAUAAUGUUGUGACGUAAGUUAUUCCAAGCAUAGUGUACACUGUUCACGAAAGGAAGUGUUUCUCCUUGAAAGUUUAAAAUUGGAGCAUGCUAUCUGCAGUUUUGUGGUUUUUCUGCUGAUUUCAUUGUUAAUUUUUAGAUAUUCAAUAAAAUUUGAUAUUCCAGUAUUAUUUAAAUGUGUAGAAAUUAGUACAUUUUUAGUGUUCCCAAUAUUGUGUUCUUAUAGCUUUUAUAUAUUCUAUCAUACAUUAAUUGUUCAACUUUUGUCAAAGGUUAAUUAUUGUAUCAAUUUCUCAUCACGUCUAGGUUAUCAUUUAUUACGAUUUCAUUAAAUAAAACAUGUUACAUUGCUUUGCAGUUGAAAAAUCUAGAUAACGCUAGCAAAAAGUACAAAAUCCAACAUUGCAUAAAAAUAAAAAUCCUUUUUAUCAACGUUUAUACGAAACAAUAAAUCCAAAAUGUUGGCUGUAACACGUAGAAAUAGUUUAAAUUGGUGCUCAAUACAAUCUAGGCGGGCGAGUAAAUAUUUUACCGAAUAACUCAUUUAGUAUUCUGAAGAGACGCCUCGAGGAAAUAGCAACGAGGAGUCUUACGAAUCUAUAACACGCAUCCGUUCCUUUUUAUUAUGUAUUUUUUAUUUUUUCAUAAAAAUAAUAUUAAAAUAGACCGGCUAAUAUCUUCCUUAGCAAUUAAUGAGAAAUAAAACACUUUAGUAUUUUUGCUCAUAAAUAAUUUAUUUUGCUCAUGAAUUAUGUGUACUCGGCCUAAUUUCGUACGUAGCAGAUAUUUUGUUGUUAUACCUCAUAGUUUGUUAAAUAUUAUAGCCAAUUCCUUGAUACUUUUUGUAAAUAUGACAUUCCAUUAUUAUAGGCCAAUAUUUCCAAGUUAUUGUUAGAAAAACUUAAAAUUAAGAAUCUGCCAAAUGUCAGUGUGCCAAUUUUGGUACGACUUACGUGUAAAUAUUACAAUUACCAAGUUUACUAAAUCGUUUACAUAAUUUCCGAAUAGUAUUUACCCUAGUGUUUUAUAUAAACGUAUGAUUGACUUAUUACAUCGAUAAUAAUUAAUUAUUGUAAAUAAUACUGAAUGUAGGGACAGCCCAAAAAAGUA
This is a messenger RNA of Aricia agestis (brown argus), 4241 nucleotides long. It is a transcript of the gene KaiR1D, whose product is annotated as glutamate receptor ionotropic, kainate 2. The transcript is spliced from 20 exons. Gene Ontology annotation, biological process: synaptic transmission, glutamatergic; modulation of chemical synaptic transmission; monoatomic ion transport. Bases 210 to 3047 code for a protein of 945 amino acids. Gene Ontology annotation, molecular function: glutamate-gated receptor activity; transmitter-gated monoatomic ion channel activity involved in regulation of postsynaptic membrane potential. NCBI's taxonomy places the organism in Eukaryota, Metazoa, Arthropoda, Insecta, Lepidoptera, Lycaenidae. The record is from RefSeq and is a predicted model, not a curated record. Gene Ontology annotation, cellular component: postsynaptic membrane; plasma membrane.